GCGGGCGUUAAUGUGCUCUAAAACGUAUUAUCAUAUACAUGUACUCUAUAACAAGACGUGCUCUCAACUCGUCAUAAUUACGAAUAAUAAUUAGCGGCGUAACUGCAUCCUUCUCUCAUUGGCGUUUCGUCGCAAAAUUGAAUAACGACAUUUUAUUUUAUGCUUUCCGGUGGUUUAUAGAGAAAUAUCAGUGAAAUAAAAGUGGUAUUUCACUGUUUCAAACAGUGAAACAUAACAGUGAAAAAUAUCGUUAUUUUUCACUGUUUCAGUUAGAUACUGGAACUACUUCCCCAAUAACCCCAUGGUGAGCCUCAAUUGCAAUUUUCAUUCAAGGGAGACUAGUCUACUUGAACCUGAAACACACAUUUACCUCCCUUAAACAUAAUUAUUUCGUCUGCUGCUUAACUCUUUAACAACAAUGGAUGAAUUGGAAAACAAUGAAAUAAAUCUUCUUUUCUCAAAUAUCUUUGACUUUGAUGACUUUUUUAAUGAAAUGAAUGAACAAGAUGAUGACAGCGCUUCAAAAUCACAAGAAAUAACAUCAGCAGCACCAACAGCAGGAGCAGCAACAUCAGCCCCACAUCCACUGGUAACAGCAUCAACACAGGAAGAAAAAGAACAAAACCCAACAUCAACACCAACAAGGAAUUUCAGAUCUGUAAGUGUGGAUAGCUUUCUGCUUGAAAACGAAAAUUUAAAUACAAAAAAGAAAACCGACAAUGACAUCAGACUUUUCAAAACUUUCCUAAAAAGUCACAAAAAUGAGGCAAGAAAUAUUGAAAAUAUACCUCCUCAUGAAUUGAACCCUCUGGUCUGCGAGUUUUUGUUGGGUGUGACUAAAAAAGAUGGAUCAGAGUAUGAACCCACAUCUUUGAGGGCAUUUUUAAGCUCAAUCGACAGGCAUUUAAGGCACAUGAACUACAAGCACUCUUUGAUAAAUGACCCUGAAUUUGCCAAAGUGAGGGAAGUAUUAAAAAGUAAACAAAAAGCUCUGAAAAAAGAAGGUUAUGGAAAUAAACCGCAUCAAGCCCAGGCAUUAACAAAUGAACAUAUUGAAGCUAUGUACGCAGCUAAAACUCUGGGAGAAUCAAGCCCAAGAGCUCUAUUACACUCACUGUGGCUUAUAUGUACAACCCAUUUUGGGAUGAGAACCGGCAAGGAAAUUCACACCCUAUGCUGGGGUGAUGUCAGCCUUGGAAUCGAUUUUGAAACUGGUGAAGAAUUCAUCACCUUCGACACUGAGCGUCAGACAAAAACCCGUACUGGUGAAAAUCCUAGGGAUAUAAGGUGAUUUUCCUACUUUAAUAUAUUUGUACACAAAUCUGAAUUGAUAAUUUUUUAUUUAUAUAAAAACUGGUACUGUUUAUAAAAUAUUUAAAUGGAAUUUUUCUUUAGUAAAAAUAAUACAAACAUGGAGGAUAUGUGUUGGUUAAGGUAGAAUAUCGAUUUUAUUUCACGAUUGAUCAUAGAAAUUAUUAUUUUUACGAGUGGCGAAGCCACAAUUGAAAAUAUAUAUUUUCUAUUAUCACAAGUGAAUUUAUAGACCUUUUUUUACAAUAUAAUUCUUAUUUGUAUUAUUAAUAUACAGUAGACUUCACUUUUGUUGGAAUAGUAUUUAAUUUAAACAAAACAUUUAAUGCAACACACAUUUUAACUAUUCAUAGGAAAGUCAAGCCACGGGCAUAUGCAGUUCCCGAACAACCUGACAGAGAUCCGGUGCAUCUCUACAAGCUAUAUGCCGACAAACGCCCUGUUGACAUGAUGACAGAAGACAGCCCCUUCUUCUUAACUCCUGGCAACAAGACACAGCAAUGCUGGUUCAGGAAGUCUGCCAUGGGAAUAAACAAGCUAUACAGCAUAAUGACCGAGAUGAAAACAGAUGCUGGUAUUCAAGAGCCAAGAAUCACCCCAUACAGUGCAAGAAAGCACUUGAUUCAGAAGCUGAAUGACGAGAAUGUUCCUGCUCAUCAAAUAAUACAGAUUUCAGGGCACAGAAAUAUUAACAGCUUAAAUAAUUACAGCAGUUUGAACAAGGAACAGUCAAAAAAUAUUUCAAAAAUACUUUCUCAUUCAAACCAGUCAGUUGAAAAGCACAACCGCACAGCCACUGCCACUGCGUCAGCCACACCUGCAUCAAGUGAUUUUCCGAUGGCCCGAGGAUUUUUUGUCAACUCACAUUUCCAGGGCAAUGUAACAUUUAAUUUUCACAACUCUGAAUCUUACAUGGGCCUUUCCCAGACACAGAACGUAGUAAAUCACCAGAGGCAAUCUCCAUCCCGUACACCGGCGGUAACCGCAGAUUCCCCUGUACAGCGACACUACAAGCGAAUCCGUCUUAUUGCAGAGAGUGACAGUGAUUGAUAUCGAAACCAUUUAGCACAAAAACACUGUUGAAAUAUGUUUGCGUUCCUAGUUUAAUCCAGUUAUGUGUUAUUAAUCCAGCAAGUCGUAAAAGUGUUGUUCAACAUGGCGAGCACUUUCGUAACUUUGAGAUCAGUUGAAUACACAAAUUACUACGCCAGUAUAUGCAACACUAUUAAUUUCAUAAUAAUUUAAAUUAAACUAUUGUUUGUAAUAAUAUUGAAUGUAUAAAGUAUGAAAAAGAUAUAUGUUGAAUAAAACAUUGAUUUUAAUAGUAA
Messenger RNA from Dreissena polymorpha, 2639 nucleotides. RefSeq lists its product as uncharacterized. NCBI's taxonomy places the organism in Eukaryota, Metazoa, Mollusca, Bivalvia, Myida, Dreissenidae. Gene Ontology annotation, biological process: DNA integration; DNA recombination. The record is from RefSeq and is a predicted model, not a curated record. Gene Ontology annotation, molecular function: DNA binding. The transcript is spliced from 2 exons. The coding region runs from base 1759 to 2361 and encodes 200 amino acids.